Molecule: messenger RNA, 1424 nt
Organism: Manihot esculenta (cassava)
Lineage: Eukaryota; Viridiplantae; Streptophyta; Magnoliopsida; Malpighiales; Euphorbiaceae
Product: UDP-galactose/UDP-glucose transporter 3
Exons: 7
Coding region: 185-1183 (332 amino acids)
Biological process (GO): UDP-galactose transmembrane transport
Cellular component (GO): endoplasmic reticulum membrane; Golgi membrane
Molecular function (GO): UDP-galactose transmembrane transporter activity; UDP-glucose transmembrane transporter activity
Source: RefSeq, a predicted model, not a curated record
ACACCAUUUCUUUCUAAGUUUCCAUUUCUUCGUAUUUUGCUGUUUUCUCUCUGCCCUUUGGAUCCGUUUCUUCUUUCUUCUUCUUCUUCUUCUUCUUCUGUUUUUGUUUUUUCAAUAAUUAGAAAAAAAAAGAGAUAGAGAAAACCCCGCCAAAUUUUUUUUGUAGGGAUUUCCGGCGGCGAAAAUGGAAGCUCACGGUGCCGGGCUUCAGCGAGUGUUAGUGCUGGCCUUUUGCGUUGCCGGAAUCUGGUCGGCCUACAUUUACCAAGGAGUUCUCCAAGAAACUCUAUCAACAAAGCGAUUUGGUCCAGAUGGGAAGAGGUUUGAGCAUCUGGCAUUCCUAAAUCUGGCGCAAAAUGUUAUCUGCUUAGUUUGGUCUUAUAUAAUGAUAAAGCUUUGGUCCAGAAGCAGUGCUGGUGGCGCUCCCUGGUGGACAUACUGGAGCGCAGGCAUUACAAAUACAAUUGGCCCUGCCAUGGGGAUCGAAGCUUUAAAAUAUAUUAGUUACCCUGCUCAGGUCCUUGCAAAAUCCUCAAAAAUGAUUCCAGUCAUGCUGAUGGGCACUUUAGUUUAUGGUAUCAGAUACACCUUUCCGGAGUAUGCGUGCACAUUUCUUGUUGCUGGUGGGGUAUCUACUUUUGCUCUAUUAAAGACUAGCUCAAAGACCAUUAGCAAGCUGGCACAUCCAAAUGCACCCCUUGGAUAUGGCCUUUGCUUUUUAAACCUUGCAUUUGAUGGAUUUACAAAUGCAACCCAGGAUUCACUAACUGCGAGAUAUCCAAAGACAACUGCCUGGGACAUAAUGCUGGGAAUGAAUUUAUGGGGUACUAUAUACAAUAUGCUCUAUAUGUUUGGGUGGCCGCAGGGGAUUGGAUUUGAGGCAGUUCAAUUCUGUAAGCAGCACCCUGAGGCAGCUUGGGACAUUUUUCUCUAUUGCCUCUGCGGUGCAGUGGGGCAGAAUUUCAUAUUUUUAACCAUAAGUCGAUUUGGCUCUCUUGCUAACACCACCAUCACUACAACCCGCAAGUUUGUCAGCAUUGUGGUGUCUUCAGUGUUGAGCGGCAAUCCCUUGUCAACGAAACAAUGGGGCUGUGUGGUCAUGGUCUUCUCAGGGUUGUCAUACCAAAUCUACAUUAAGUGGAAGAAGCUGCAGAAACUGCAGAAGAAGAGAAAGGCUGCAUGAAGAGGGAUUGGAUUAUAACAAUUUUGAACUUUAUAUUCAUAUUUUCUUCCUCUUUUUAAUCUUUUUAUAUGAUCAUUGUAGCCACUAGCCAGAAGGUACAGUGGUUUCAAAUUUAGAGAACAGGUAGGAAAUGGUAAAUGUAAUCUAAAUUCAAAACAGAUACUGUAUUGAAAUAGCGGGUUCAUACAUCAUCUGUGCGAUGGUUUAGAAAUAAGGAGUAAACGAAUUUUUGGGUUCUAGU